This is a messenger RNA of Parascedosporium putredinis, 2184 nucleotides long. Lineage: Eukaryota; Fungi; Ascomycota; Sordariomycetes; Microascales; Microascaceae. The record is from the annotation of a GenBank genome assembly.
AUGGCGCCGACACCAGACGACUUCUCCACCCCGGGGAUGGCGACGUAUGACUCCGACACGCUCAAGGUGGGCGAUGGAACUUGGGAUUUCACCAAGGACACCUUCCUUCUACCCCCUCUAGUGGGUGUAAAUUUCGACACUAUGAGAUUGAACGGCAUGGGGAACCGAUUCGCCUCUCUCACGCAAUACCACACCAUUAUCAUGGCGCACGCCAUUCUGGCCGCCCUCGUCUUCCUUCUCGUGAUACCCCUCUCUGUAAUGACGGUGCGAUUCUAUGACCGCAGACAAGGAUAUGCUCGGUCGCAUCACGCCCGCUUGAAUGUGUUUGGGGGAAUCCUGCUUCUGGUCGUCUUUAUCCUCGGAAAUUUUGCCGUUGGGCGAAAGCGAAGUCUAACGAACCCGCACCACGGCAUCGGCGUCGCAAUUUUCCUGCUCUACAUCCUCCAGAUGGUUGGCGGUCGACUUGGCGAUUGCGCUGCUAGGGAUCGUGCAGAUCCCCUAGGACUCACCCUCUACGGAUCACCGCUCUAUCUCUUCAUCUUGUAUGCCGUCUGGAUGGCGCUUUUGGUCCUCAUUUACUUCAUACUGGAGUUUAGGCGACAAGGAAGACGUGACGCUCACCAUGGUGGCGGCCGGUCAGACGCUCAUAGCCACGCUGCCGGCUCCGAAUAUCCCGCCACCAACUCCGGCUACACUGAAAAGCCCGAGAAGCGAAAGUGGAUGGCGCCUCUCCUGGCUGGAGCUGGUCUUCUUGCAUUCAUCCGAAGCCGAGUGGAUCACCACAAUGCCUCAUCGCACCCCGGAACAAGUUACUUUAGCGACGAGAAAUCUCACUACGAGGAGAAGAAAAAGGGCGGUGGACUCUUCACUAAGCUCGCUGCCGCCGGCGCAGCCUUUGGCGCCUUCAAGAUGAUCUCCGGUAUGGGCAAGAAGGGGACUCGCGGCCAUGAGGACGAGUACUCGGCCGUCUCUACCGACACGCCUAGCCGCCGCUUCCCGCCGCGUCGUGGGGGCCCAGCACCGUCAGGGACCCCGACGAUGGCUGCCCAUGCCAUGAGUGCCGCCUCGGGACCUCCAGGGCCUGCCGGAAGUGCUCGACCUUAUGCUCCCCGCCCCGCCCAUUCUCGAAACUACUCGCGAGGCAGCUUUGACGACGAUUCGUAUGAAAGCCCGUCGAGGCGCCCACAAGACGGGAAAGGUGGCGGUGCCGCCAAAGGCAUCCUUGCCGGCCUCGGCAUGGGUUGGCUCGCGAGCAGGUUUGGCAAGAAGAAGAAGGCGCCGCGAGAUGACGAAAGCUUCUACAAGGAUGAGGAAGACCGACGCUCUGGCCUCCACGGACCCCGCUACACGGGCGAUGGCUUCCCAUCCCCUACGCGAAACAGUCACGCCGGUGGUAGUAGGAGACAUUCUCGGCAACCCUCGCGUCUCGGUAGCCGCCCGCCUCCCUCCCACUUGCUCAGCGAUGAAUCGUCGAUUGCCAUGGCGCGCCCGUCCCGCCCCGCCCCCGCCUCCGGGAUCUGGCUUUGUGCCACCCCCAUGCCUGGCCACGGCGGAUCGCACCGGGAUGUAACGGACCCAAUCAGGAUGCCGGCAAUGCCUCCGGAUCCCCUUGACUCGCGAAGCUCCCUGGAUCGGGCCCCUGGCAAUAAGUUGCAACGACGAGACUCAUCGCGUCGGCGACGAGCUGGUGCCGAAGCUGCGGCUGCGGCUGCUGCGUCCGCUAGUGUUCUCGCCGCCGAGGAAGAGCAGCGGCGCCACCACGAGAGGGGGGCAGAGACUCGGAUACCCCGACGAGACAGCCGCGGAAGACGACAGUUAAAACGCGAGCAGAGGCGGCGCCGUGGCGACUCGGCCAGCAAAGCCCCCGAGUCGGGUACCGGAAUGACGGCCGACGCAGACUCGGCGCUAUCUCCCCGAACCCGGCUUUUGCGGGGAUACGCGACGGCCCAAAGACUCGGCCUACUACUCGGGUGCUGCUGGACGUUCGGCAAUUACACCGCCGCAUUACGGCCAGCCGGUCUCGAGCAUGGGGAGCGACAGUCACGGUACCUGAGCGAGGCGAUGAGCCCGUCACCUGGCGACAGGCCGGGCGGCUCGGCGGCGGAAAACAGGCGUAGGAGGCGGCAGCAGAGGCAGACGAGUCUGAGCACAAGGCCGGUGGCCGGCAACGACAUGUUUGACUGA